Dacryopinax primogenitus is the source of this 1990-nucleotide messenger RNA. RefSeq lists its product as uncharacterized. The coding region runs from base 407 to 1603 and encodes 398 amino acids. The transcript is spliced from 4 exons. The record is from RefSeq and is a predicted model, not a curated record. NCBI's taxonomy places the organism in Eukaryota, Fungi, Basidiomycota, Dacrymycetes, Dacrymycetales, Dacrymycetaceae.
CAAGUGGAGAAAAGCCGAUCCUCGCCCGAAGAGGAAGAAGAAGGAGGACGAUGAUCCUUUCGAACAGCAUGAAAAGACCAAAUGGCGGCGGAUUUGAAAGGGAUUCAUCAAUGAUGCAACCAUUGAGUCUUGGGCGCGGAACAUCAUUGACCAGUCCAGGCUGUCUCCCGCAGAUCGUAUCCUCUCCUGCACAAUGGCCCAAGAUCUUAUCGAUGCCAUUGAAGAGCUCCCCUCGAUCCCCUCACUGUACAACGUCAAUCUGGCCGAGGCUGAGAUUGCUAUCCAGGCGCAUGUGGAAGUCCUUAAUGCAUACUUUGUGGUGCUCCUGGCUGACCAGUCGAAAGACUGGGUGCAGAUGCAUGGACCUCUGAUGUCGAACAUCCUCAAUGUUUACGUCUGGAAGUGAAUGUUCAACAUCCAGGCUAAGUUCGAGUUUCUUGAUCAAGUGAACGGCAAGUGGGGCAACCUCGACAUAAUCAGUUUCAUCAAGGAGCUGAAGCGGGAUGACAUACUGAACAUGCCGCAGUGGUGGACAAUCAAUCAUUACUCCACACGCACUGUUGUCGAACUCAUCGAUGUAACCCGUCCAUGGCCAAAGAUACCAGAUGCACCUGUCCAGCGUGUGUCCACAUGGAUGACCACUACGAGGGACCACAUUGUAAGUUCCAUCUGUUCUAUUUGUCAGAUUCAUGCUCAUUCGAACCACCGUACCAAUAUGGAGCAUCGUCGAGCAUAUGAUUCCCCCCCAACCAGCUUCUUUGUGCGCGCUCUUCUCAGUCUCAUGAAGCACUGUGCUCGCUGGCAUCUCAAACUGCCACUCGAGCACUGGGCCUUCAGUUUCGAAGGAAUGCCGGAUGCUCUCCUCACUGUCCUCAAGUAUGACGUCCAGCGCAUUUCAAAGGAAGAACCUGACUUCAGCGAUGAAGCACUUGGAGAUCCUGGCCGCGGCAACCAGAAAUGGACUGCUGAUGAGAUAUUCAAAAAUAUCUUAGUCCACACCCGCCACGAACGCACUGUCAACGACUUUCAAAUGCGGGCUUUGCUGCAUAAGCGCAAGUCUCGCCAUGCAACACCCGGCCUGACUCCAACGCUGCUGCGAGCACCUGAACUAGGUGACAACCAAAUAUUCUCCGAAUUGCAAACCCCUGCCUACGACAUUGCCCAUGAGCUAGGUGUGAUUGAGAUCCACCCUGAGCUCCGUGCAGAUAACAACGAGAUAAGGGUACUGGAUGAUGUUGUAGUGAUCUGCUUCGGGGCAGAAAUGUGCUACCAUUGUCGCCACGACGUAUGCCAUGAGUAUCCCCAGGGAGAUCCGAGGGCGACUGGUCGAGGGAUAGAUUGCGCAUGUAUUCAAUUUCAUGGACGUCGCUGCCAGCAUUGCAUUGAUGGUGCCAAACGUUGCCUGUUUCAUAAAGAAGGCUAUUGUCAAAUCAGUCUCAAGGAUUGGGACGUUAUCAAACCUAAGCGCGGUACCGAUCUCAACUAUGAAAGCAAGCGCUGGCUUCUGAAUUUCGCUUGGUUUGCGGAUGGAGAUAAUGGGGGUCCUGAGGAUUGGGACGAGAUCGAUGACCGCUUAGACGUGAAUGUGUGGGUGCUUGAAUGAGGUGCGGCUGGAAACCUCCAAGCUCUGGAAGAGCAUUCGACCAGAGCUCGCAAGGCUGUCAACACUCGCUCAUUGAAGGGCAAGCAAGUCGUCAAGCCUCGUUGCAGGCAGCAACAUGCAGAACACUUGGAUGAAGAUGCAUCUGGCACUACAGACUCGGAAGGACCAGGAGAUAGAGUGGAUGUUGAUAUGGACAAUGAAGAAGACGAUGAUGAUGAAGAUGAUGAGGAAAUGAAGGACUUCAUCGUGCCAGAUGACGCAGAGGUGGAUUGAGGAGGUCACAGUCAAGGAGAGGUGGGAAGGAUGGAGCAGGGAUGGAGGAGGGUUUUGUGUGAUCGUUGCCUACAGUAGAUACAGAUGAACAUAUCGAGCAAGCAAUGGAAUCUG